Gavialis gangeticus (Gharial) is the source of this 4916-nucleotide messenger RNA. It is a transcript of the gene ISM2, whose product is annotated as isthmin 2. The record is from RefSeq and is a predicted model, not a curated record. The transcript has 5 exons. The coding region runs from base 1526 to 2929 and encodes 467 amino acids. NCBI's taxonomy places the organism in Eukaryota, Metazoa, Chordata, Crocodylia, Gavialidae.
UCUCUGGGUUUAUCUUGUGAAUCAUGAGGAGGUGUUUACACACGUAACGGUGCUCAUAUUUUAUGAUACCUUGGAAAAGGUAUCAUGGCACUCCAGAGAGCCAUAGCCCCGUGGUUGAGAAUCAUUGCACUAGAGCGUGAAAUUGGAUGAAAGUGAGAGCUGUAUUGCUUAACACAUUGGAUCCUAGAACAGUGAAGUGUCUUUCUUUGGGAAACCUCCCUGCUAUGGUUGAGCAAGAGCUACAGUGCAGAGGGAUGGAUAGCUUUUCCCAACUCUGAUGUCUCAGAUGCACUAAAGCUUGCAGUUCCUUUGACUCACCCUCCUUCCUCCCUCCUUAAUACCAGUGUGGGUCAAAUGCUGAAAUUAGAAAUGUAAGAAUCUAGUUCAAGAACUUCCUUUUGAAGGAGUUUAUCCUGUCUCUGUCCAAGUCCACCCUAGCUCAUCCUGCCUGCCCACCCUAAUUCAUCAGGCUGCAUAGAAAUGGCACUGGCACAGCUGUUUCUUGCUGCAUCCCCAGACAAGAGCAGGAAUGCAGAGAGAAGCAAGGUUUGGUGUGCUGUAGAACAGAUAAGAACAUCAAAAAAGUCAGAUCAGCUCAUUAAACAGUUCGGUUGUGACACAGCACCAUUUACAAGUAGUGUUGUGUCAUAGUCUGCUGCAGAGGAAGGCAAAAUUAGCCAUUUUCUAUUAUGUAAAGAAAUGUAAAAUGUAACUAUCUAUUGCCAGCAAGUUCUCAUUUUUUCCCCUUGCCUUUUAGUAAGUGAUUGGUUCAAAAGGUAAAAUAUCCUUGUUCUUUAAAACAUCUGUAGUCCCUGUACUAUGACCUAAUUCUGAGGUCUUUCAAAUAAAUUGUUUUCUCUAAUAUUAGUAAAUAGCUGACAGACAUCCAGGUCACGUAAAGGAAAUAUUCCCUCUCAUUUUAAUGCCCCAAGCUUGUGUAUAGGAAAGCAACUUUAUGACCAUUAACAAUCUUUGUAGUGUUCUGUGCUUCAGAGUGAAAACCCAUUCCUGCAUGGGACAGAAGCAGGCAUAGAAUUUUUUCCAUCACCUAAAAUACAUUGAUCUUUACCCUUUUCUGCAGAGUCUGGUCUUUGAAGAAUGCUGGAGAAAAUGGACAGGUGGAUUGGCUUGGAGUAAGCAGGGACGUAGGACUGCCAAAUGAGAUGGAACAGUGGUUAAACAAAGAGCUUCAAAUACUGGACAGGAUGGACCAGUAGUUUUUUUUCCAAUGUGCUAGGGAGCUAGGAAAUGCCAAACUUAAAAUGUAUUUCAUUUGUUCAGAUAUGGCAGGGAUACUAGACCAAUUGGUCUGAUCUGGAGCUGCAGAGAGGUAAAUCUAGUGGGACAGGUGGACCACUGGGCCAAUUGAGGGUAUCAAUUAAGAAGUUCUUUGCUUGUAUGGCAUGUUAUGAGGUGCAAGCCUUGUGUUUUUUCUUUUCAGGCAUAAUUCACGCACCUGUUCUUCAACUCCUGUGUGUUGCUCUUAGCCUCAGAACAACAGCGCCCCUGUCCUGUCCCUUGUGUUAUGUUGGAGGGAAGACAUCCAGAAGUGGUCAGCAUGGGUUUAGAGCUGGAAUUGCUGAAUCUCUCAUUUCAGGUUUCUACUUCGUCUGGCACCCGUUCAGCCCAGGAAGAAGAGAUGCCACAGUCCAGCAAGGUUCGGGGUCUGAGAAGAAGUGGGCCAGCAGGACUGCGCCGGCAAAAGCGCCGGUGGUCAUCCCAGCAGGCUACUAGGAACCAGCUGUUGCCACUCCAGCCCAGCAGGACUAGCCAGGAGGAGAGCACACCCUUUGUACUGGACUUGCAGAACCUGCCAGGGUUGGCCAAUGUCGACCUGAGUGCUCAGAACCCAAAUAUACAGGUGACCAUUGAGGUGGUGGAUGAUCCUCAGGCAGAGAUGGAGAUGGACCUGCUGAAGGAGACUAGCAAUGAUUGGUCCCUGACCUCCUCGGAGUGGCUGUCCCACAGAGAACUCUUCUGGCCACUCUUCUGGGAGUACACAGACCCCACUGAGGAGGAGGAGGAAGAGGAUGACAGCCUAGACACAGAGGAUAGGGGGGAAGAGGAAGAAGAGGAGGAGGAUUACACAGCAGAGUAUGAUGAAGAGGAGGCGACACUGAGCGGAGUGGGAGGCAACUGGGACCAGAGAUGGUCAGGGCAAAAGAACUGGAUUUUUAAAGAAAAAUAUAAUUAUGACUAUGAAGAUGAAGAGGAAUGGAGUCCUUGGUCCCCCUGCAGUGUAACUUGUGGUAGUGGCAAUCAGAAGAGGACUCGGUCCUGUGGCUAUGCCUGCACAGCCACUGAGUCAAGAACCUGUGACCUGCUCCAAUGCCCUGGAGCUGAUGGGGAGUUGGUCUUCACUACCGAGACACCAUUUGAGGGGGAGAACACCACAGAGAUGUUCAACUCAGAAGUGGACAGCUGUGAGAAGUGGCUGAACUGCAAAAGUGACUUCCUCACUAAAUACCUGAGCAAGGUGCUGACAGAUCUGCCCAGCUGCCCCUGCUCCUACCCCCUAGAGGCAGUUUACAGUGCUGUGAACCUGCGGGACGAGCACCAUGGCAAGAAUUUCCGGUGGCGGGAUGCCAGCGGGCCCAAGGAGCGGCUGGACAUCUACAAGCCCACAGCCCGCUUCUGCCUGCGCUCCAUGCUCUCCUUGGACAGCACCACACUGGCUGCCCAACACUGCUGCUAUGACGAGCACACCCAUCUCAUCACACGGGGCAAGGGGGCUGGUGUUCCUAACCUUAUCAGCACAGAGUUCUCCCCAGAGCUGCACUACAAGGUGGACAUGCUGCCUUGGAUUCUGUGCAAGGGGGACUGGAGUCGCUACCAUGCUGUUCGGCCCCCCAACAAUGGGCAACAGUGUGCAGAUAACCCCACCGAGGAGGAAUACCUCUCCCAGCUGCAGGAGGCCAAGGAGUACUAGCCGAGCUCAGGCGAGUGAGAGGAGAGCAGGAUGUUACAGGUCCAGCCCGUAACCUACCAGGAGAACCAGGAAGCCUGUAUUUCCUACUGCAGGGAAAGUCUGCAGGCCACAAUGACUCUGGAGUUGUCCCUUGCUUAGCUCUCCUUUGGGAACAGAAUAGUCCAAGGGAGGGAUAAAGCCCCAGGCCCAGCAUACAGGCUCCCCAUCAGUGCCAACCAGGGGUGGGGUGUGGAUUUCUUUUAAAUCUGGGUUGUUGCAAUAGCAUCCCAUUUCCUUCCCAGUUAUCUAAGGGGUCAAAUUGAUUGUCAUUGCCCAGCUGUUCUGAUGAGGGCAUUCUUUUUUACACUAGCUUGGUCCCUCCUGAUGGCACAGGAGGCAAGGAGCAGCUAGAGGCAAUGGAAGCCGGUAGCAGCUGAAGGCAGAGGGGACAUACAAGGGGAAAAUGAGUAGUUCCCCAUAGUUUGCUAUGAAGUAUUAAUUAGACUCCCAUGAGAUGGCUGAGGAGUUUCAGGGUCUUUAUAGAGAAAAGCCCACAGCUCCUGAUUUGUUUCCUGUUGUAUUUGAGGCAGCUGGGCUGGUGGAAUGAAUACACUAAGAGUUGCUGCUGUGGUAAAGAUUUAGCAGCUUUAUCUGAUCACAAGAUGCAACUGUGUAAGCAUUUGCCCCAGUAGUCCUGGGUCUCCUCUGAAACCUGGGACAGAUUCUUCUAAGGGAGCAGUGUUAUUGAAAAGUCCUGAUGGUAUGAGUAGAAUGGGGGUCUCGUCUCCCUGGAUCUGACAUCUCACACAUGGAAACUUCCAAACAACUAGCGAAAGGCCUGUACAGUGCUUAUGUGGCUGGGGGAAUGGGAGGAGGGUGUGGGUGCUGAAAUCUUUGUGAAAACAUCACCUCUCCAAGGUGGUUGGGGAGGAUAACAAGGCACAACUAGUGCCAAGGCCAGGGGAAGAUCAGGACAGUGGUACAAGCAGAUAUUCACAUGGGGCAGGAAAAGGAAAUGGUCAAAUGUCCACUUGUCAAGUGACCACUUAUUCCUCAUUUCCAAAGGGGACAGGCAGGAGGACUUGUUAGAAGUCCCAUCGCAGCUCAUGGCUAUACCCUGGUUCUCUCUGGCAGACCAGCUUUGCUGUGCAUGGCAGUGUUAAAGCAUCUAUGAACUAGCAGAUCCCAGACACUUUCUUCCCACAUGUCUUUUUUCUGGCUCAUUUUGGGUGCAUGAGGCAACCCUGUUCUGUGUCUGUGCAUGUCCCCUCAGUGGGAGAAAGAGAAUCUCCCUUCCAAUGCUGAUUCUGCCCUGACCAGGGUUUGCUUCCUGCAGGUGGCAGAUGGUUUUGGCAUGAUAAGGACCACAUGGCGUCAUUACCCUUCUGCACAUAGCCACUUCUUUCCUUGAUUUCUCCCUCAGAGAGGUUUUAGCCAGUGUGUUCUCUAGCCUGCUUCUCUACUGGGGGAUGGGGAGAAUGAUGAAAGUUGGGCACUGCCAACAGCUUAGCAUCUGGUUAGACCAGGCAGACAAGCAUCCACCUAUUUCUCUUGGGAACUUUCACUGCCCACGUCCUUUCUUCCUCUUAUCCCAGCUCCUCCCAUUCCCAUCCACCUAGCCUUUUCUCUGCUAGGCAGUGGGAGAUGGAAAGUGUCCAAAAGGUGUCCCAUGUCUGGGGAACUGGCUCCAAGGUCAGACCCAGAGAGUGGUAGUUGACGGAACUGAAUCAACAUGGCACUUGGUGACUAGUGGUGUGCCCCAAAGCUCUGUUCUUGGAUCUGUACCCUUUAAUGUCUUCAUAAACGAUCUGGACACGAGUGUCAAAAAGACUGGCCAAAUUCUCUGAUGACACCAAACUUUGGGAAAGAGUGUCUACACUUGAGGAUAGGCUGGUGAUCCAGGACAACCUAGAUAGGCUUGCAAAGUGGGCAAAUGAAAACCUGAUGGCAUUCAAUACAGAGAAAUGCAAGUAGUUCCACCUUGGGAAUAAAAACCCACAUCACACUU